AUGGCGAGCCCGGCCCUCAACUUCAUCACCUUCAAUCAGGACCACAGCUGUCUCGCUGUCGGUACCUCGAAAGGCUUCCGCAUCUAUCACACCGACCCAUUCUCUCGCAUCUUCAGCAGCGACGAUGGCAAUAUUUCAAUCAUCGAGAUGCUAUUCUCCACCUCUCUUGUUGCCUUGAUUUUGUCUCCACGACACCUAGUUAUACAAAACACAAAGAGAGCCUCGGUAAUAUGCGAGCUCACCUUCCCUUCCGCCGUUUUAGCAGUACGCCUCAAUCGCAAGCGCCUGGCCGUCGUUCUUGAAGAGGAGAUCUAUCUCUACGAUAUUAGCAACAUGAGUCUCAUCUACACUAUACCCACAUCCCCCAACUCAUCAGCCAUUUGCGACGUUCUUGUCUUCGAUACCCUCACUCUGAAAGCCGUCAAUGUCAUCGAGGCGCAUCGCUCGCCGCUGUGUAGCAUAUGCUUAAACAACGACGGAACCUUGCUUGCGACGGCCAGCGAGACUGGUACAAUUAUUCGAGUGUUCUCCGUCCCUCGAGGCCAGAAACUCUAUCAGUUUCGUCGCGGUACAUACCCUUCAACCAUAUACAGCAUGUCCUUCAAUUUGAGCUCUACGCUGCUCUGUGUUUCCUCGACUUCCGAUACUGUUCAUAUUUUCCGCCUGGCGGUACCUCCAGGGAACAGUACUCCGGGUGGCGCGCCUAUUGAGCCGCCUGGGUCUCCAAGACACGAUCGCUGGUCUCGUGGUCGACUCCAGGAAGAAGCGGGCUCUCCCGGCGACAGUGCCACCGAAUCACCUAGAAGCGAUGUGGCGGAGCUUUCGAACAGCCCCGGAAAGGCCGCCAAUCGCAGGCAAAGCGGCUCCUUUGGUAACAUGCUCCGUCGAUCCUCUCAAAUCAUGGGCCGUGGCGUCGCAGGCGUCAUGGGUUCCUAUCUUCCUCAGUCGGUCACAGAGAUGUGGGAGCCCAUCAGAGACUUUGCUUUCAUCAAGAUCCCCAAGUCAACAGCUUCCUCCAAUGCUUCGCGACUCACGGGUGGCUCUCCCACAGGCCCACUACGCAGCGUUGUCGCCAUGAGCAGUAGUAGCCCUCAAGUAAUGGUGGUAACAAGCGAUGGCGGCUUUUACGUUUACAAUAUCGACAUGGAAAAUGGCGGCGAGGGCUAUCUCGUCAAACAGUUUUCGUAA
Messenger RNA from Cordyceps fumosorosea ARSEF 2679, 1188 nucleotides. RefSeq names its product protein-vacuolar targeting protein Atg18. Gene Ontology annotation, biological process: protein lipidation; autophagy of mitochondrion; nucleophagy. The record is from RefSeq and is a predicted model, not a curated record. NCBI's taxonomy places the organism in Eukaryota, Fungi, Ascomycota, Sordariomycetes, Hypocreales, Cordycipitaceae. The transcript has 4 exons. The coding region runs from base 1 to 1188 and encodes 395 amino acids. Gene Ontology annotation, molecular function: phosphatidylinositol-3,5-bisphosphate binding; protein binding; phosphatidylinositol-3-phosphate binding. Gene Ontology annotation, cellular component: cytosol; fungal-type vacuole membrane; phagophore assembly site membrane.